AUGAAAGAUGAAAUUGCUGCCACAGUCUUCUUCAUCACAAGGCUAGUGAAAAGGGAAGAUAAGCUGAGCAAGCAUAAAAUGGAGAAAUUUGCAGCUAAGCUAACAACAAUACUGUUUGAGAAGUAUAAGAAUCACUGGUACUUGGACAAUCCAUCCAGAGGACAAGCCUUCAGGUGUAUAAGGAUAAACAAACAACAGACAAGAGAUCCACUGUUGGAGCAAGCUUGUGUGGAGAGUAAUGUGGACUUUAAUAAGCUUGGUUUGCCAAAAGAGAUGACACUAUGGGUUGAUCCAUUUGAGGUGUGUUGCAGAUACGGUGAGAAGAACCGGCCCUUCACAAUUGCGCACUUUGAAGGAGAAGAGAAUCCAGAGCUUCCUCAGCAGAUCAGCUAUGCUGUUGACAGAGCAGCACUAGACUAUUACUCUGGUAUUUCCUCAGAUGAAGAGAGCUUCUGCAAGGAGCCAAAAGCUAUCCCUACUGUCAGCAAUCCUAACAGUGUCUACCAGUUCAGUGACUACUGCAAGGCACCCAUACAGCCCUGGUCUCAGUAUCUUCAUAGGAAGACCUAUAUGACUGAUGUCUCAUACUAUGCCCAGCACAGGGGUCACAAAGUCUACAGGCCAACAGCCGCUUUCACAGGACCGCGUGUUGAUAGAUACCACUGGAUCAAUAGCAAGCGGUAG
Messenger RNA from Mesitornis unicolor (brown roatelo), 684 nucleotides. It is a transcript of the gene BTG4, whose product is annotated as B-cell translocation gene 4. The transcript is spliced from 4 exons. Lineage: Eukaryota; Metazoa; Chordata; Aves; Mesitornithiformes; Mesitornithidae. Bases 1 to 684 code for a protein of 227 amino acids. Gene Ontology annotation, biological process: negative regulation of cell population proliferation; negative regulation of mitotic cell cycle. The record is from RefSeq and is a predicted model, not a curated record. Gene Ontology annotation, cellular component: nucleus; cytoplasm.